CUGUGAGACUGUACCCAGGGCACAGCAGCCAAUAUUGCCGCUCAAAGCAGCUUGAUUCGGCGUUACACUGUGUGUGAUUGGUGGAUUUGUGUGUCAGUCAAGGACAUCUCGGCCGGCCGGCAGCCAUGUCGGUCUGAAAUGACCAAUGGACACUCUAGAAAUCUAAGGACCUACCCACCAAUAAAAACAUAUAUAACAGGUGUCUCCCAUCAGUUUCAGUCUUUUAGUCUGUGAAGAAGAUAGAGAAAAUGGCUCGAAGGAACUUUACCGUUGCGGACGCGCUGGAUUUUAUUUUCGCGAGCGGCAGUGAAGAAGAUGGCUCAUCAGAACCUGAAGGCUUCGACUCUUCUGAAGAAGAAGAAUACAGGGACAGCAGGGAUCCAUUUGAGGAUGGAGAGGUUUCACAGCUGCCUGGGCCUAGCUGCCCACAGAUGACAUUUAUCCAGGAGCCUCCAGCUGUGCCUGCCACCAUGUUGAGAUCUACCGUGGAUCAAGGGCCUUCACCACUGCCAUCCCCACCAAGCACUAGCGGACCAGCAUCACGACAGCUGCCUCCAUCUCUGCCUGCGACGAGGUCAAGAUACACCUCAGCUCCACCACAGCCACAGCCAUCACCAUCAACCCGGACAGCAAAGAGGUCUCAUAGAGCACACGUACCUCCCACACAGCCACCAGCUGCCCAUGCACCAUCACCCCCACCUGCACAGCAGCCAGCUCCACUGUCUUGGAAGACAGGCGAAGACCCUGACACUGCUCCCACUGUCUCCAGGUUUCAACCUGCUCGCACACCCGGGCCACAGCUCAGCUCAACAGUAUCAAACAAACCCCUUGACCUGUUCAAGCUGUUCUUCAGUGCACUAACAGUACAGACACUCUGUACCAACACAAACAAGCGGGCUGCACAGGAGAUGGGGAAAGGGUAAAACCUACAAAUGGACUGACUUGACUGUAGAGGAUUUCUAUAAAUACAUGGGGCUGCUGAAACUGGACAAUGUAUUGGACUACUGGAGGAAGGAUCAUUUUGUCAGUGUAUAAUGAAUAGUUGGUUGAAGGAAAAAAAGUUCUGAUGUUCAAUAUUGUAAAUAGUGAGAUUUUGCAGUUAUAUUUAUAUACAUUGUUGGUAUUAUAAUAAAUUGUUGGUUGAAAAA
This is a messenger RNA of Gymnodraco acuticeps, 1148 nucleotides long. Its product is annotated as extensin-like. The transcript has 2 exons. The record is from RefSeq and is a predicted model, not a curated record. Lineage: Eukaryota; Metazoa; Chordata; Actinopteri; Perciformes; Bathydraconidae. The coding region runs from base 249 to 923 and encodes 224 amino acids.